Prunus armeniaca (apricot) is the source of this 207-nucleotide messenger RNA. Lineage: Eukaryota; Viridiplantae; Streptophyta; Magnoliopsida; Rosales; Rosaceae. The record is from the annotation of a GenBank genome assembly.
AUGAAUGGAGAGAGUUGGGUUGACUCUGAGUGUGAGGGACAUUGCAUGAGGGGUGGCGGAGGUAAAGGUGGAUGGGGAGGUAGCACGGUAGGAUAUAGGUUAUGUGGUGCUUGGAGUAACGGGUUGGCAGGUGGGGUACAGGUUACUGGUGGCGGUCCACACGUGGUCGUGUGUGUCAGGGGCACAUGGGGGUUUAAGUCUAUGUGA